AUGGAGAGCAACAUGCUCUUCACCCUGCUGGGGCUGUGUGUGGGGCUGUGCGUGGGGCUGGCGUCUGACUUACAGGAUGCAGAACUGAAGGACUUCAACAUAAACAAGUUUUUAGGCCUCUGGUAUGAGAUUGCCUUUGCCUCCACGAUGGAUACACAUGGCUUAGCGCACAAGGAGCAGAAGUUGGGAGCCAUGACAGUCAAGCUGGAAGAGAACCUUCUGGCUCUGACCACCACCUAUUACAAUGGGGACCACUGUGUGCUGGAGAAGGCCGGGGCCAUGCAAACAGACCAUCCAGGGAAAUUCAAGGUCACCAAAAUAUCAGGAAGCAAAGAAGUUGCUAUUGUGGCCACUGACUACCAGACCUAUGCCAUCAUAGACAUCUCUUCUCCAGUAGCUGGGACAGUCUACCGGGCCAUGAAACUGUACAGCCGGAGUUUGAACAACAAUGAGAAAGUCCUGAGAAAGUUCCAGAAGGUAGCCUUGGAGAAUGGGUUCACCACAUCAAACAUAAUCAUUAACAAGCAUGACUUAACCUGUGUGGACAUAUUGCAGUCGGUGAGUCUCCGAACUAAGCUGGGACUGUGCUGGGCACCCAGGCUGGGUCCACUGCUCUGGGGUCAGAGUUUUCUGCUCAAAGGCAUGGAUGUGCAGGAGCUCUUCAGCUAA
Molecule: messenger RNA, 669 nt
Organism: Peromyscus californicus insignis
Lineage: Eukaryota; Metazoa; Chordata; Mammalia; Rodentia; Cricetidae
Product: epididymal-specific lipocalin-5-like
Exons: 7
Coding region: 1-669 (222 amino acids)
Molecular function (GO): small molecule binding
Source: RefSeq, a predicted model, not a curated record